AGGCAAAAGAAAGGAUGCGGCAGUACAUUGAGCUCCAUAGAGACAGCGCCGGGGCAAGCGAGAGCCGGACGGGCACUGGGCGACUCUGUGCCUCGCGGAGGAAAAUCAACUAAACAUGGGCAAAGGAGAUCCUAAGAAGCCGAGAGGCAAAAUGUCCUCAUAUGCAUUCUUUGUGCAAACCUGCCGGGAGGAGCACAAGAAGAAGCACCCGGAUGCUUCUGUCAACUUCUCAGAGGUCUCCAAGAAGUGCUCAGAGAGGUGGAAGACCAUGUCUGCUAAAGAAAAGGGGAAAUUUGAAGAUAUGGCAAAGGCUGACAAGGCUCGUUAUGAAAGAGAAAUGAAAACCUACAUCCCCCCCAAAGGGGAGACCAAAAAGAAGUUCAAGGACCCCAAUGCCCCCAAGAGGCCUCCUUCGGCCUUCUUCUUGUUCUGUUCUGAGUACCGCCCAAAAAUCAAAGGCGAGCAUCCUGGCUUAUCCAUUGGUGAUGUUGCGAAGAAACUAGGAGAGAUGUGGAACAACACUGCCUCGGAUGACAAGCAGCCCUAUGAAAAGAAGGCCGCCAAGCUGAAGGAGAAGUAUGAGAAGGAUACAGCUGCCUACAGAGCUAAAGGAAAACCUGAUGCAGCGAAAAAGGGGGUGGUCAAGGCUGAGAAGAGCAAGAAAAAGAAGGAAGAGGAAGACGACGAGGAGGAUGAAGAGGAUGAGGAAGAGGAGGAAGAAGAGGAAGACGAAGAUGAAGAAGAAGAUGAUGAUGAAUAAGUUGUUCUAGCGCAGUUUUUUUUCUUGUCUAUAAAGCAUUUAACCCCCCUGUACACAACUCACUCCUUUUAAAGAAAAAAAUUGAAAUGUAAAAAAAAAAAAAAAAAAAAG
Molecule: messenger RNA, 871 nt
Organism: Rattus norvegicus (Norway rat)
Lineage: Eukaryota; Metazoa; Chordata; Mammalia; Rodentia; Muridae
Source: RefSeq, a predicted model, not a curated record